Molecule: messenger RNA, 1287 nt
Organism: Trypanosoma conorhini
Lineage: Eukaryota; Euglenozoa; Kinetoplastea; Trypanosomatida; Trypanosomatidae
Exons: 1
Coding region: 1-1287 (428 amino acids)
Molecular function (GO): protein binding
Source: RefSeq, a predicted model, not a curated record
AUGUACCGCGUGUGGCGCGCGCACGUGGGGUCCGUGGGCAUUUUGGUCGCCCGGGCCCGCCACUUCACAGCCGGGGCGGCAGGACCACCGCCGCCGCCGGGCGCCCUCCCAGCGCGCCUGGGCGUCGUCCACUUCAACUCCCGAAACAUAAACGACGAGAUGUCGUCAAAAGUCCCGUUAUUUCUCUACUUUCACGUGACAAACAAUUCGGAGGUUGCGGCGUAUACCGAGCGGCUUAGCGUGCAGGUGGAUGCGGCGAAUCACCGCCUGCGGGGUAGCGGCAUUGCCGACAAGUACCAGGAGUUCGGCAAAGAUCGCGGCCUCGCCAUAAAGUUGGGUCUCGUCGACUGCCUCAGGGAGGCGGGGCUGACGGAAAAGUUUAGUGUUGACCCGCACAUGUUUCCGAUUGUGUACUUUGUACGCAACAAGGUCUAUGCCGACAAGAUGGUGGGAAUAGUCCCCGAGUCGCAGGUGAAGGAGGCGAUUGACGCGUUUAUCGACUACGCCAUAGAGGAGAGCAAAAAUGAGAUGAGUGGUACAUCUGUUUUUCAAAAGGUGCAGCGCAGCGACGAGGACGACGAGAACGCCAUGACACUGCUAAAUGCUGCCCACACCCGGUUGAAAAACAAGGAAAUUCCCAAGGCCCGUGAGCUCUUUAAAAAGGCGUAUGACAUGGCUACGAGAGAGACGCAAGCCGCACGUGAACGGCUGGGCUUUGCGAAGGAAAAAAAGGUUACAAGAGACAUGUGGGAACGUCUGAAGCGUGAGGGCUGCUAUAACGUUAGUCCCCAGGCACUUUGUGGUCUCGCCAUGUGUGCCAUGGUUUCAAAAGACGCCGCAGAAGCGCAGCGCAUCGUGCAGCAGGUGCGCGAGGAGUUUCCUUUCGCAACAAGAGACCUGCGUGAUGUGGCGGAGGCGGUGGUUCGCAUCGAGUUGCUGAUUAUUGCUGACUUUGAUGUGGAAAAGGACAACUACGUCUCGCUGCUCACGUACGACGACCUCACACACGACCCUGCCGCGUUGUAUCGCCAGCAUCUCAAGCUGGCCGUGGCACAUUUUGUGGAAAAGCGCCACCACAAGGGCAUUGAAGAAUGUCUGCGGCUCAUUCGUGCCGAGCCCAAGUUACUGCCCGCGCUAAAGGCGGCAGGGGUGGUUCCAGAGGGACUUGUGCUGGGACCACACGCCAAAACGCCUGCGCGACAAGUCAUUCUCGGCAUAUUUGAGGCUCUCGGCAACACCAACGAGCACACCAUCAUGGGGCGACAAAUGUUACAGACGUACUUGUAG